UGUCCAAAUUUUUUCUGAAUAAAUUCUCUUCCUUCUUAUGGCAAACGAAAAAGAUAAAAGAUUUUAAAAAAAAUCUCAUCUGGUACACACAUGGGGAUAGAAACGCUUUGUUUCUUGCAGCUUGAAGCUGGAACCCAUAAACCUCCAAAACCCAUAACCAGAAACCAAUUCUCUUCAUUGUUUCAAGAGAAAGAAACAAACCCAGAACCCAACAAUGCUCACCAAUCUCUCAAGUAUCUGCCUUUAUCGUCCUCUCCGAACUGCACUCUUCUUCUCCACCCACAACUUGCUAAGCAGUCCCAUAUCAUCCAAUACUUCACUCCAUAUUUGGUCUUGCUCUUCCUCUAGUUCCACCCAAGUCCAAAUUGCACCAGCUAAUGUGGAGCAGAGCAUUGGUGUGCCUAAAGUUGAUGUCUUGAAGCAGAAAUUGGAGCUUCUUGGGAUUAUCUGUGAUAGUUCUUGUGUGCCUGGACACUAUAGUAAUCUACUGUGUCCCAAGUGCAAUGGUGGGCGGUCACUGGAGAGGAGCUUGUCUCUUUACAUUGUCCAAAAAGGGGAUCUAGCAAGGUGGAGAUGUUUUCGAACUGAUUGUAAUUGGGCUGACAAGGUGUUUUUAGAAGGCAAGGCAGGACACAAUGAGGUGAAGAAGAAAGAAUUCCAGCCAUUUAGGCAAAUGACAGAGGAAGGCCUCAGGCUAGUACCAAUAGGAGAAAAGGUAACGGCUUAUUUCAAUGAGAGGAAGAUAUCUGAGGAAACUCUGCGGAGAAAUGCUGUAAUGCAACUCUCUAAUGAUGUGCAACGCUCUAAGGAGGAUGUCAUUGCAUUUACUUAUAGACACAAAGGACUAAUUGUUGGUUGCAAGUACCGGACCCUAGAAAAAAGAUUUUGGACGGAGAGGGGUUCAGAGAAGAUAUUAUAUGGAAUUGAUGAUAUAAAUGAUGCAGCUGAAAUUAUCAUUGUUGAAGGUGAAAUAGAUAAGCUUUCUAUGGAGGAAGCUGGAUUCUGCAAUUGUGUGAGUGCUCCUGGGGGUGGAGCAGGAAAGAAUUCUCCUACAUUGCCAUCUAUGGAAAAGGACACUACAUUUCAGUACCUGUGGAAUUGCAAACAGAAGUUGGAUAAGGUUUCUCGGAUUAUCCUGGCAACCGACAAUGAUGCAACAGGCCAAGCUUUGGCCAGAGCACUAGCACGCCGCCUCGGGACAAACAGAUGUUGGCAAGUAAGCUGGCCAAAGAAAGAUGAAUUCAGCUGUUUCAAAGAUGCUAAUGAGGUUCUCAAAUAUAUGGGACCUGAUGCUUUGAGAAAGGUCAUUGAAAGUGUAGAACCGUAUCAGCUAUGCAUCUCAGAGACUGAGACAAAGUAGUAUAAAGUUCAGACUUUAGAUCAAGUAUAUGCACAGAUAGAAACACUGGCUCGCAGCACACAAAGUGAACUUGAAGGCUGUAAAGUUUUUCCUAGAUUUAACUUGUGAUUCAUUGCAACAGGGGUUCCCUUUGGUUUAAUUGAAUAGAAGGAUAGAAAAGGUUAACAAUCA
Messenger RNA from Rosa chinensis, 1531 nucleotides. RefSeq names its product primase homolog protein. NCBI's taxonomy places the organism in Eukaryota, Viridiplantae, Streptophyta, Magnoliopsida, Rosales, Rosaceae. The transcript is spliced from 13 exons. The record is from RefSeq and is a predicted model, not a curated record. Bases 215 to 1360 code for a protein of 381 amino acids. Gene Ontology annotation, molecular function: single-stranded DNA binding; 5'-3' DNA helicase activity.